Molecule: messenger RNA, 2169 nt
Organism: Lathyrus oleraceus (garden pea)
Lineage: Eukaryota; Viridiplantae; Streptophyta; Magnoliopsida; Fabales; Fabaceae
Exons: 17
Coding region: 327-1850 (507 amino acids)
Biological process (GO): FAD biosynthetic process
Molecular function (GO): FMN adenylyltransferase activity
Source: RefSeq, a predicted model, not a curated record
AAAUUUGUGAAUGAUUGAGCCUCUUUGGAUCCAAUUCUUAAAUUUUCAGUUAAAGAAUCCAUUUCUUCAAACCAGAAACCGCAUUCAGCAAAAAUGGAUAUAUAAACAGGUCCAUUUCUGUUGAGUGUUCGUUUAUUCUAUCUCUCCUAUCCAACACAUUUUUCAUCUUCAUUUCUCUUCCAAUCCAAUCCUAUUAUUCAGUUUGGACAAAACAACAAAACUAUCACAAUCGGGUUCAUUCACUACUCCACUAACAAUCACACUCCACAGAUUUUUAGAUAUCUUUUUUUUGACGAAAAUCCAGGUUUUUGUGUUUGUUGGUCAACAUGGAUAUCGAUGAAGCGAUUAGAGGGUGUGAGGAUCGAAGACUUCAGACCAAGUAUAACAAUGCUACUAGUGUUAUUCAGAGAGCUUUGGCUUUGUAUCCAAUUGAGGAGGUUGCGUUCAGUUUCAAUGGUGGAAAGGAUUCAACGGUUUUGUUGCACCUACUUAGGGCUGGCUAUUUCUUGCAUAAAGUGGGGGAGAAUAGUGCUGCUGCCAAUGGAGAUGUUAAGGAUUUUCCUAUUCGAAUAAUAUAUUUUGAAAGCCCUAGUGCUUUCCCGGAAAUCAACUCAUUUACCUAUGACACCGCUUCCACCUAUGGUUUGCAAAUUGACACCAUCCGCUUAGAUUUCAAGUCUGGUUUGGAGACUUUGCUGAAAGAUAAGCCAAUUCGAGCUAUUUUCCUUGGAGUUCGAAUGGGAGACCCUACUGCGGUUGGCCAAGAACAAUUCUCCCCCAGUUCACCUGGUUGGCCACCUUUCAUGAGAGUCAAUCCCAUUUUAGAUUGGUCAUACAGAGAUGUCUGGGCCUUCCUUUUAACUUGCAAAGUGAAGUAUUGCAGUCUUUAUGAUCAAGGAUAUACUUCAAUUGGAAGCAUAUAUGACACAGUUCCCAAUUCCUUACUAUCCAUCAUUAAUUCUUCCAAUAAAUUCAAACCAGCAUAUUUACUUUCUGAUGGAAGAUUAGAGAGGGCGGGGAGGGUUAAAAGGAAAUCUUCUGCUGGUGGACAACUUACUGCUGAUAGCAAUGGCUUGGAUGUGCAUAAAAACAGCACACUCACAGCAUCAAUCAUUGCUGUGGGAGAUGAGAUUCUGUUUGGCAUUGUUGAGGAUCAGUUGGGACCAUAUUUAUGUAGGAAGCUGGGUUCUGUUGGUUGGUCUGUGUUGCAAUGUUCUGUAGUUCACAAUAAUAUAGAUUCUGUGGCAGAAGAAGUUGAGCGACAGAAGUCUAGGACUGAUCUGGUAUUUAUAUAUGGAGGUGUAGGUCCACUGCAUUCAGAUGUUACCUUAGCCGGCAUUGCAAAAGCUUUUGAUGUUCGUUUGGCUCCUGAUGAAGAAUUUGAAGAAUAUCUACGGCAUAUUAUUGGUGAUCAGUGUAUUGGCGAUAGGAAUGAGAUGGCUCAAUUGCCCGAGGGCAUAACUGAAUUACUGCAUCAUGACAAUUUGGCUGUACCAUUGAUGAAGUGCCAAAAUGUAGUAAUUCUCAAUGCAACAAAUCUUUCGGAGAUGGAAAAGCAAUGGGAUUGUUUGGUUGAAUUAACGAAAUCUAGUGACCUACUAACAUUGCUGGAGCCAUACAUAUCAAAGCACAUGACAACUAAUUUAUCUGAUGUUGAAGUUGCUCAACCUCUGUCAAAGCUUUGUCUUGAAUUCCCAGACCUUUAUAUUGGAUGUUACCGCAAAGCCAGAUAUGAAUCUCUCAUAAUAAGUUUCAAAGGAAAGGACCAAGCACGCCUUGAAUUAGCUAUAAAAGCAUUACAAAAUAAGUUUAAAUCUGGUGCUUUCUUGGAGAUUAAGAAGGAUGAUUGAUAUCUGCGUGCAGGGAUCGUAUCAUUAUGAUGUUAUCGAUAGAUAUAUGAUGCAAAAAUGGACAAAAGAAGAAAAUCAAGGGUACUGCUAUCAUUGUAAAAGGAGGAACAGUGGUACAGACAAGUGGCUGAAGCUCCAAUUUUCACAACAGUUUUCUCUCCUUCAGGGAGCUUGAUUACUAUUGAAUGAUGAUUAUUUUCUCAAUUUACAACAGUUUUAUCUCCUUCAAGGAGCUUGAUUAUUAUUGAAUGAUGAUUAUUUUCUCAAUUUACAACAGUUUUAUCUCUUGAUUAUUAUUGAAUGAUGAUUAUUUUCUCAA